CCUCAUGAAACCUUUGUAAUAGUCACCCUCCCUCUCCCCCUGAGUUCCAAAAUUCCUGGAUUUACCGCUGGGUCUGUUCCAUUUAGCAAAGUUUCGAUUAAGACCAAAAUGCUUAGAUGGUUAGAGUGGAUUUUCUAACAAUAGAUCUUGCAUUCAAGAUAGCGAAAUUAAUGGAAAGCUGAGUUUUUGAUGUAGCACCAAGAAGCGCAACAGGUAUCAGAUUGUUGACAUUUCUAGAAUAGGUUUCCAUUGAAGAUCUACGAUGCGUAGAAAGAAUGGUUGGAAUAUGUUGAGACUCAUAUCUACUUGGUUCGUAAUUCCAUUGAAGACAUUUAUGAUUUCGCUGUACUCCCUUGAGACAUUUGAACACUUCACUGCAGCGCAUUCCGGCCAAAACUUCAAGUCUGUGGAAUCCAAAACGGGUCCUGGAUUUGGAUGUACAUCACCAGAGACGAUUAUUGCCGAAGAGAUGAAUGUUGAAUAACAAGUAAAGCUGAAGAUGAAUAUGUUCAAGAAGACUACUUUUGUAAGGUUUUGCUGUGUGUCAACUUCCAUGUUGCCAGAGGAACUUGGACUGUAAACUGAACAGCUGAUCUGUCUGUACAAAGAAUGCAUAGAGAUGUCUAAACACUGUAAUGAUAUAAGUACCAUGAUGAAUUCAUGCGUGCUGUUCGUAGUGCAUAGCAACAGCAUAGGUAGACAUGCUGAUUCACUGAAGUGUCUGAAAGAAAUAUUACCGUUAGCUGUAGCAAUACCAAGUCAUGAGUUAAUAGUUCGUAAAUAUUUGUCCAUCACAUAUAAGGAGCUCAACGAGUUUGAAAACGUUGUUUUGCAUGCCAAGAAAUGGAUCGAAAUAGCUCAAACCAUAAGCGAUAAAGAAAACGAAAUCGCUGGACAUCAUGAAAUGGGACAUGCAUUUUUGUUCUUAGCUCGUUAUGAUGAUGCUAUUGACUGUGGCAAAAAAUGUCUUACAAUUGCCCAAGAAAUUGAUAGUGCUGAUGGCAUGAUGAUGGCAUAUACCUGUAUAAUAGCCGCAUAUGCAAACAUGCAGAAAUAUGAUGACACUAUUCUGUAUGCGCACAAGCUCCUUGAUUGCGCCAUGAAAAACAACAAUCAGAAGAUUAUGACGGACGUGUACUUUGAGCUAGAAAGAGCACAUCUUGGCUUGAAUCACUAUCAAGACGCCAUUGACUUUGGACAGAAAUGCAUUGAAAUAGCAAGAGAGAUAGAAGACAGACGUGUUGAAGUCGACGCUUACCUAUUAAUGGGGCGAAUAUAUAACACUCUUUCUGACUACGACAAUGCAAUUAUCUAUUUCAAAAAGUGUAUUGAGCCUGCGAUAACUAUUGGCGAUAAAGAUGCGGAGGUUCAUGCUUAUAGCUUACUUGGAGCUACAUAUUAUUUCUUGAAGAAAUACGAGGAUGCCUUUCAGAAUUUCAAGCACUGCAUCGACAUUGUGAACCGUAUUGGCCGCAAAAAGAAUUAUGGGGCAAGAGCGUGUUUGUGUAUAGGAGAUAUUUAUAAGAGACUGGAACAAUAUAAUGACGCAGUGCAUUAUUACAAGAAAUGCAUCGACAUGGCACAGGAAACUGGUGAGAAAGAAAUUGAAGCACAAGGAUGUCUCGGUCUUUCGUCUGUAUACCACGCAUCAGGUGAUAAGGAAAACAUCGAUAAUGUCAUCCAAUACGGUAAGAAAUGCCUGGACAUCUCUCAAGAAAUAGGCGACAAAAAAACGAGACAAGAAAUUGAGACGCAAGGACAUCAUUUUCUCGCUAGAGCAUAUAUGGACUCGUUCAAGUGGAAUGAAGCAUCUCAGAGUAUAGAUGUAGGCAUGGCGAUUGCUACAGAGCUUGGAAACGAAGAAACUGAAGCAAAGUUCAAAGAAGAUAGGUCUUUGCUUUAUGGAUUUGUUGGUUUGAAUGACAAGUGUGAUGUACCCUCAGUAAAGGAAUUAUUAGCGGUACAAACAUGUUCUGAAGAUGAGCUAUUACAGGAUCUUGACGAAGCGGUGAAGACAGGCGAUAAAAAGAGGAAAGUCAGAGCUUUAAUGAAGCUUUACAAUUUUUAUCGUUCUAAAAAAGAAUAUGAAAAAACAAUCAAUUACCUACAGCAGUUUAAAGAGAUGGACGUUGAUUGUUCUUUGAACUUGUUCUGUAUCACAGCAAUCGGAAACAUGUAUCAUUUGAUGGGUGAGAAUGACAUGGCUUUACACAGUUUCAAACAAGGGCUACCUACUGCUGAGUCUUAUCCUGAUACUGAUCAUCACCUAUCCCAAUUCUAUCAUGGCUUUGGUCAAUUAUUGUAUAAUUUGAACAGAGAACUGAACUUGGCAGAACAUUAUCUAAGAGAAGGUAUACGAUGCUUUGAAGCGAUCUUUACCGCACUUGGUUGUCUUGAUGAAUUCAAGAUCUCAAUUUUUGACCAAUAUGUUGAUAGCUAUAAGCUGUUGGCAAUUCUCUUAUUCAAAGGCGACCAGAUGAAGGAAGGGCUUUUAAUGUUAGAUCGUUGUCGUGCAAGAGCCUUGAAAGAUCUUAUGAUGUCAAACUUCAAGAUGGAACAAGAGGAGAUCAAUGAUGAACACCUAGAGUACAGCGAUGUUUUGUCUCUGUUCUCAAGAAAUGACUUCAGCAUUGCCUUUUACUCGCUCUAUCAUUUUAUUCUUCAUAAGAUUUUUAUUGGAGGGGGGACAAAUUUGCAUUUUUCAGGUUGUCCUAGUUAUCAUUCCCUACAGAAAUACGUCGAUAGGUCGUUUAACGAAAUGGGUGUUCGUGAGGUGGUUGACUGUGAGAACAGGUCCUUGGACAAAGAAGAAGAUAUUCAAAAAGAACGAAGAAGAUGUAUAGAAGAAUACGAAGAACUUAAUCAAGCAACGAACCUCGAUCCUAACACAGGAAAAUCUGCUCUAGAAGUUCUAUUUGAUAUCUUAGAGUGUGAUACAAUACUAUCGUCGAAGCAAGGCGAGGUUGUUAUUAUUCCCGAUGGUCCCUUAUACCAAGUGCCUUUUCCCGCCCUACGAGAUCCUCGCACGGGAAAGUAUUUAUCAGAGACAAAUCGCAUUAGACUUGCUCCUUCAUUAGCGACUUUAAAGCACUUUGAAGACUUUCCAACAGACCAAACCAGCGAUGGCAAGCCUUUGAUUAUUGGUAAUCCUUUGGUUGGGAAGGUAAUGAUGGAUGGAGAAGAACGCGAUGAUAUUAAAGAUUUGCCGGGUGCAUUUAAAGAAGCCGAGAAGAUUUCUAAGUUACUGAAUACCCUUCCAUUAUUGGGAGACAUGGCUACAAAGCCAGCCGUUCUAGAGAGGCUGCGACAAGGAGUAUCUGUCGUUCACAUUGCUGCACACGGCAGUCUCACUAAAGGUAGGAUAGCACUUGCACCUUCUCCUGAAGUAAGAGCAACAAAGAUCCCAGAUGAAGAAGAUUACAUGCUGACCAUGGUUGAUGUACAGAAGGCUCAAGUACGAGCACAGCUAGUUGUGUUAAGCUGCUGUCACAGUGGACGUGGUGAAAUCAGAGCUGAAGGAGUAGUUAGCAUGUGUCGAGCCUUUCUAGCGUCAGGUGCUCGUGCAGUGGUAGCGUCUCUGUGGGCCAUCGAUGACGAUGCAACACUCGAGUUCAUGGAUACAUUUUAUACUCAUUUAAUGGACGGAAGGAGCGCGAGUGUAAGUUUACAUCAAGCGAUGAACGAGAUGAGGAACUCUUCCGGCUACAGCGAACUAAAGUACUGGGCACCAUUCUUUCUCAUGGGUGAAGAUGUAACAAUCAAUUGUUAAAGAAUACUGCAAACAUAGCAUAAUGAUAACAUUUUCCAUUCUUAUCAUUAUAAUGACAAAUGCUGCCUUUUUUUAGUUCAGAAGACAACUGAUAUAUUUUCAGCUGCUCAUAUCUUCAAAUCUAAAUAUAAGAUAACGUGUAGGAUCAAGUGAUUUUUCUGUGCCCUGGAUAAGUCAUGAUGUUAGAAUAUGAGUUAACAUGUGUCGAGCCUUUCUAGCGUCAGGUGCUCGUGCAGUGGUAGCGUCUCUGUGGGCCAUCGAUGAUCUGAUGAUGCAACAUUAGAGUUUAUGUUUGAAUUCUAUACUCGCUUAGUAGUGGACGGAAAGAGCGCGAGUGUAAGUUUACAGCAAGCGAUGAAUGAAAUCAGGAACUCUUCCUGCUACAGCACACCAAAGUACUGGGCACCAUUCUUUCUCAUGGGUGAAGAUGGAACAAUCAAAUGUAGUUUUGUUCUUCAAGACGAGGACUGAAUGUAUUGCCCAUUCUAAACGCCUCUCCACUCGAAUUUUAUUACAACUAAGUUCUGUCUAGACUUUGGUUGAACAACAGGCAGCGUACUUACCACGUUCUUUACAGGUAUGAAAAGUGAAGGCAGAUCUCAAGUCAUCAUAGGUCACAUAUUAUAAGCUUAUCUGAGAAAAAUAUCAGGCAUUGUAGAAGGGAAAAAUAUAAUCAUGAGAAAUGUUAGGGAAUAACAUUCUAGAAACAGAAACUUAUUUGUUAAACCUUCUGUAAGCAACAAAUGUAAGGAAACCUCUCUAUUUUAAUGACUUGUCAAUAGACAGCCUGUCAUUGGCCAGUGGUAAGUCAUUCAUAAUGACUUGUUCAGUAGCCUGAGGGUCAAGGAUGUUUGUUUAUUGACAUAGCAUUCCACUUCUAAUUGGGAAGUUCUUUUUGUAGUAAGCAACAGCUGCAAAUCUACAGUACUUUUUCAGUGGAAACGGGUUUUGAUCAUGUACAAUUUUGUACAUGCGUACUGGAAAAGAGCAGGGUUGUUUUUUGUACAAACAAUUACUUCCUACGCUUUUUUCUGUUCUCUUGUUUAGAAUUAUCUUAUUUGUAACUUUGAAAUAUUUUGAUAACAAUCUGUUCUGAGGUAAUUGAGUUAGCGAACACCAUCGACAGAUGUUCAGGGUCAGUUCUUAGAACUGAGUGCUCGUUCUUUUCCCUUAAGUCAACACAGGUCUCAAGCUCUUACGUCAUACUUGACCUAACUGGUCUAAUCUAGUUUGACCUAGUACAAACCAGUUAUGUGACGUAUUACGUGAGCUUAGCCCUUAAAUACGAGCUCACUUAGAGCUAUAGUUCAACGAGAGUUGCAGUAGAAUUACUGUUGGAGUUAGUCAGAGUUGAAGUCGCAACUAGUCAAGAGUCAUAACCAGAGUUCAGAUGAGUUCGUUGUAAAGUUCUAAAAGUAGCAGAAAUAAAGAAGAAGAAGGAAACAAAAAGCGACCAGAAUCUUUGUGUCCGUUUGGGAAAGUAUUACUCCUCCACUUUCCCCUACGUGACAUAAGUGGUGGAGAUCCCGAGUACGAAGUUCCCGAAAAGGGACAGCUAAUACAGACAAGGAGGCUCAGGAUACAGCCUAUUCAAGCCCACGAAAUACCCAGCACCAGCCAGUGACCUGGAAAAGUUGUCAUGGUUCUUUCAUGAAAAAGGAACUUGUAUUCAAGAUCUACAUGGAAAGCCUUGCUAUCAGAGACACGACCGUUAGAGAUAUAGCAGAAACAGAUUGAAAAACAAGACAAAGACCCGCGAACUGCCAAGGACUGAUAACGAAUAUGGACAUUGCAUGAAGAUAAUAAGUUAUGUAUAUAUUAUAGGUAGAUUAAUAAGGGAUUAUGUUUUAGGUUAGUUUAGUUGGGAAAAUAACGAAUCUAGUAUACUUUUAAUCUUAGCUAGUACCUUAUUUAGGAAACUCUAAAGUUAAUGCAAUGUUCGAUUAAGAAAACUUCACUUUUAGGGCAAUGAGAAUUUUGACAAGAUAAACGUCAGCUGCAGAAAAUUAUAGAGUUAAUACAUGAGCCUAUACUUUUGUAAAGACAAUAAGUCAUCUUUUUCCAUGCAAUGCAAUGUUCGAUUAAGAAAACUUCACUUUUAGGGCAAUGAGAAUUUUGACAAGAUAAACGUCAGCUGCAGAAAAUCAUAGAGUUAAUACAUGAGCCUAAUACUUUUGUAAAGAUAAUAAUAAGACAUCUUUUUCCAAAGCUUGUGGAAGUAGUAAGGAUAGAAUCGGAUUUGAGUUUCGAGGUCGGGAAAAUAUUGUUACGCAUUGCAGUAUUUUAUUGCAGGAAUUCAAAAACUAAGAUAAGAAAAGUAGUUAAAAACAAUUCAAGUUUUAAUGAGCGACAAUUCAAGUUUUAAUCACAAAAUAUUUGAACGCCAGAGAAGCGUUAUUUAAGUAGUAUUUCAAGUGGAAUCGCUAAUUCGAUUUUUAAGAAGAAGACGUGGUAUUUUAGACAUACAUGAAUUUAACAAGAGGAGAGAGAAGAUUAUUUAUACUUUUGUUUUAGGAAGUAGGGCUUCAAAUUACACAAAAAGCUAACCGGACUUGACUGGUAUAAUCAGUCGUCGGUGGAACAUCUUUCUUAGGAAACAAUAAUUACUCGGGCUUUGGAAAAAAUCGCCCUCGAAGCCCUAAGGCGCAUGCGUCAAAUCAAAGUCUAUGCGAAUACGUAGAAUCAGUCUUGAGCACAUGCUUGAGUAAUGGCGGAUAUGAGGAAGGUCUCGUUGCUGUUUCAAGUAAUGAAUGAUAUGGAGUCCAACACCCUCAACAUUUUUAGCACACGUGAUUUUGCACCAUCUAAAAGGGUGACAAUGUUUACGAAGAAUUCUUUAGAUUUUCUGCUAUAAAGCCCGAGUUCACGCAGAUAUGCGUCUAGUUUAAUUUUUAAUCGUUACGUCUUUCGCUAGCAAGCUGACUUGGCGUAACCAGCCGCUGGUGAACGGUCGUCCAAUACGGUUCACGUAUAUUUUAGGUAAACCAAGAAACCAACCCUUGACGCCGCUAACUACACCUGUAAGUAGCUAGUACAUGUUUUUCCGUGCAUUCCAGAAAAGAACAUAAGCGUGGGUAUUCUUUUCGCACUUCUUGUGGUUAUCUUGGUAGUACCAAAUUUUAAUUUGAGAACCCCUUUUUUUCUCUCUUCAUGUUAAAAGCAUGCUGUUCCUUCAUGUUAUUGAUAUUAUUAUUGAUGUUUUUGAUAUUUAGCGGGUAAUUUAAGGAAUAUAACACUAUAUUUAAUAUUCUUGUUCUAUAUAUUGUAGACCCCUGGCAUGCAGACUACCUGCAUGAGUCCAGUCAUAUAGCUUGGUCAAGCUAAGCGAGUACUGCUCAGUGUACACCUGAUUCUAAUUGUAGUUUUAUCUUCUCUUCGUGACAUUCGAGGGCGAAUGUUCUCGAAGGCGGAAUAAUAUGUAGAAGGGAAAAAUACAAUCAAGGGAAACUGAUGUAAGGGAAAAACAUUGUAGAAAUAGAAACAUAUUUGUUAACCCUUCUGUAAAUAACAAAUGUAAGGAAACCUUUUGUUUUAAUGACUUGUCAAUAGACAACCUAUCAUUGACCAAUGGUAAAUCAUUCAUAAUGACUUGUUUAUUAACUCCAGGGUCAAGAUGGUUUGUUCAUUGACAUAGCCUUUCACUUCUAAUUGGGAAAUAUUUUUUGUAGUACAGUUGAUCAUUAAAUUUUCAGACUCUGUAUAGUGA
Actinia tenebrosa (Australian red waratah sea anemone) is the source of this 7475-nucleotide messenger RNA. RefSeq lists its product as uncharacterized. The record is from RefSeq and is a predicted model, not a curated record. Lineage: Eukaryota; Metazoa; Cnidaria; Anthozoa; Actiniaria; Actiniidae. Gene Ontology annotation, molecular function: protein binding.